AUGGAAGGUGUUGGGAGAGACUUCAUCGACAAUUCAAUACGAACGCCAUACGAGAAACUCAGAAACAACUUUGAAAAAAAGGUGAAAGAAAUUACUUAUCAAGAUAAACAAUUGAGUUGUGAGAUGACAUUUUCGUUUAUUAAAGAACGACACCAAUACUUUCUUGUUCCGGACUAUUAUUUCGUCGACGUGAAACAAACGGUGUCUACUGAUGUAUUGAGUUUAUUCCUUUCUGCGUGUAAACAGGCAUAUCCAAAAGAUACAGUAAUUGCUCAAAGUAACACUAAAAUUAUUGGAAUUGGUUUAAACAACAAGAAGUAUGCUGCAGACACAUCUCAUUUGAAUGCAAAAUACAGUGACUGUUAUGACUUCGCAAAAACACUGUUUGAGUUUCCAGAAGAAUGUGUGUAUUCAACAACACAUAAGUACUUUAUUAAAGCACCAAUCAAGGAGGUCACUAAAAUGACAUACGCUAAAGGACUGAAUUAUUUUGAAAACAUUUGUUUGGAGGCUUCUGUGGAUAACAUGCGAGACUAUUUAUUUACACAAAACGCAGUUUGGAUUCUCAAAGUGGUUGGAUCAACGAAUCAAAAUGCUACUUUUUAUCACUCGAGACUUCUCGAAGUCCAAAGUAUGCUACAAGAAGCCGAGAAACUUAAAAUUGAGAGAAUGUGUAUCAAGUCGAGAACAAACACUAAAGUCAAACUUAUUGAUUUUCUAUUGAAGGAUUGUACCAUCGAAAAGGUUGAAUUCGGAAAUGUUGCACCAAAUUCAUUAUUUUCAUUGUAUUGUCAAUACGUUUUAUAUCGUAAAAGUACUCUUCUCAAGCACAGAACGUUUUACAAGACUUUUAUACAAUUGGUUAAGCAAUUUGUUAGUGUUAACACCACUAUUUGGGAGUGCAAUUGGCCCUCUAAAAACAGUCCUUUCAUACAUCAAAUACUAUGUCUUAUCAACUUUCUUUUGUCUGUUAAAAACAACACCUUUGAGUCUUGUGUACUUCCAGAGAUUGGUGUUGACACUGGAUUUGAUAAACUUGAUUAUGAAUUGGUGAUUUCAAAAGAUGUGAAUGUCUAUCUUGUUACUCAAGAAGGGAAAACGACGUCUUUUGAAUCAUUUAUGGAGUGGUACAUGUAUAGAAUCAUUGAAUAUAAUACAACACACCCAACACCACUUCACCAACGCAAUGUCCUUGAAAUGAAGGUAAUGGACACAAUCUACCAAACAACAAAAAAGGAUGAAAGACAUCCAAUUGAAAAGUGUUAUUAUAACCCCGACACGGAGUUAGAGAAGUGUAUCCAAAUAUUAGAGAAUGUUUCUGUGAGUCACUACUACCUCGACUAUGUGUAUACAAUAACACAGACAACUCAGUUGUUACUAACAUCACCAAACGAUUUGUUCAACCCAACACAAGUCUGUCAUACAUUUUUUCACAAAAAGGUAGAAAAGUCUGUGAAUGAUAUUUGUGAAUUACAAAAGAAGUCUUUGUCACCAAACACUAUGUCGUCUUUUUAUAAAGACCCGAAAUCUCCUUCAUGUAAAAUCAUCACUGAUAUUCUCAAUCGCUUCAAAAAAUUUGAAACUCGCUUUUUUAUCUUCCACGACUUGGAGCUACGUGUUCCCGGGUUUGACGAACGUGUUUGUUCGAUUGUGGACAUUCUCUUAAAACAAAAGGAUACCGCUUGUUAUCAGCAAAACAUCGGCUUUUCUAAAGGAAUAGAUUUGGUUUUAGCUCUUGGAGAUAACUUAUUACGACCACCAAAUGAAUACGAGUGGACGAUUAAAGACAAGUCAAGCGACAACAAAUUAAAGGUGCGAUACAUAGUAACAGAAGAUGAUGUUACAAUUUCAAUGAGUUGGGUGGAUUAA
Entamoeba invadens IP1 is the source of this 1869-nucleotide messenger RNA. RefSeq lists its product as hypothetical. The coding region runs from base 1 to 1869 and encodes 622 amino acids. NCBI's taxonomy places the organism in Eukaryota, Evosea, Mastigamoebida, Endamoebidae. The transcript has a single exon. The record is from RefSeq and is a predicted model, not a curated record.